AUGGAGAAGACCGCUAUCCAAGCAAAAUCCAUCCUCUCCUUCGCCAUCACACAGCCAUUGGGCUUUGUUUAUCUCGUCAUCCAGCAGAUAUUAAAUUGGAUCUUUUCACCGGCACCUCCUCCACCAUCAGAAAAGCUUCAUCGACCCAGAAUUGCGGUUAUUGGAGCUGGUCUGACAGGAGUAUCAUCGGCAGCGCACUGUGUUGGCCAUGGAUUCGACGUGAAGCUUUUCGAGGCAAGGUCUAGAGAGAAGGGGCUAGGUGGCAUUUGGAGCCGAGUGAACUCGACAUCCGCCUUGCAAAUCCAUUCAAUUAUGUUCCGUUUCCACCCCUCUGUAAAAUGGGAUACGGCUUACCCUACCCAGGAAAAAAUUAAAGAGCAAAUUGUGUCUGUGUGGAAACGGUACGGUCUCGACAACAAGACGGUCUUCGACACUCCCAUCACUUCUGUCAAAAAGACCUCGUCCGGACGAUGGGUUAUCAAUGACAACGAAGCAGAACACGGAACAUUUGACGGUAUAAUUGCAGCAGUUGGCUCAUGUGGAGAUCCUCAAAUGCCCCAUCUACCUGACCAUGAGCAAUUUAGCGGUCCGACUUUCCACUCUUCGGAACUCGAUGGUAAAGACGUUAAGGGGAAGAAAGUGCUCAUCAUCGGCGGUGGAGCGAGUGUAGUUGAAGCCUUGGAGUUUGCAGUUCGAAGUGACGCUGCCGAAAUCGACGUCUUGUCUCGAUCGGAUAAAUGGAUUAUUCCUCGAAAUGUCUUUGUCGAUGUCUUGCUAUCCUUGAACAUAUUCGGAGGGGAAACCUCCUUCUCCUGGAUCCCAGAAUGGUCUCUGCGAAGAUUCUUUUAUCGGGAUUUACAAGACAUCUCGCCAUCUAAAAAAGGUUUAUACACCGACACACCUAUGGUCAACUCUGAGCUUUUCGAGCAGAUCCGUGCUGGCAAGGCUCGCUGGCUACGAGGGGAUAUUCUUGCUUGCAAAGAAGAAGGCAUCCUGUUCAAUAAUCGUGCCCAGGGAGUGCCCAAGGGCGGUCCAGGGCAUGAAUCAAUCGUAAACGGAGACGUUAUUAUCAUGGCCACAGGAUACAAACGACCAUACCUUUCUUUUCUUCCGGAUAACGUCUUUGAAAAGAAGUAUCAGCCACCUAAUUGGUACUUGCAAGUGUUCCCUCCACAAGACCCAACCAUCUGUGCUACCAACAGCACUUAUCUCAACGCCAUCGGAACCGUGGGCAACUACCACAUUGGCAUCUAUACUCGAUUCCUAUUGAUGUUUCUCGUGGAUCCUCUAACACGUCCUCGCGAGGGUUUGAUGAAACUCUGGAUCAACUUCACACGGGUUGUCAAAAGGUUCGCGCCUACGGGAGCCUUUGACUUUUUUACAUAUGCAGAACUGAUUUAUUGGUACUGCUUUGUGAGCAUCAUUAACCCAUUCCGAUGGAAGUGGGUGCCGUUCAUCUUCUUCGGUUGGUUCCGGGGCCUACCAUUGGCCAUUGUUGAGGAAGAGGAUCGCUUCAGACAGAAUGGAAAGACUAAGUGA
Messenger RNA from Talaromyces marneffei, 1539 nucleotides. RefSeq lists its product as uncharacterized. The record is from RefSeq and is a predicted model, not a curated record. The transcript is spliced from 2 exons. Gene Ontology annotation, molecular function: NADP binding; N,N-dimethylaniline monooxygenase activity; flavin adenine dinucleotide binding. Lineage: Eukaryota; Fungi; Ascomycota; Eurotiomycetes; Eurotiales; Trichocomaceae. The coding region runs from base 1 to 1539 and encodes 512 amino acids.